UUUUAAACAAUAUUAAUUAUUUGAUGGAUUGGUCUAUCUGUACUUUAACCUCUCGGGGCACUCGAAUUUGCCCUGGAGGUACUGAAUAUUUUAUAAGAAAUGUAUAUCCACCUAUUCAAGAACUUCAACCAAAAGUAUUGGCUGUUGUAAUUAUUUUUACUUUAUGUUUGGUUGUUGGAAUAUGUGGAAAUGCAUCCGUUUUAACUUUAAUUUAUGGAAUGAUUAAAGGAAUUCAACCAAAAAAUUCUUCACGUACCGGGCAUCUUCCAAAUUCUCAAAGAAGUACAGACAACACAAUUUUAUAUAUUGCCGCCCUUUGUGUUGUUGAUUUUUUAAUGUCCUUAUCUUUACCUCCAGCUAUUUUGGACAGCAUAAUUGGUUUUUGGAUGUUUGGAACCCCUAUAUGUAAAUUGCAUCACAUUUUUGGUUCUGUUGGAAGAAUUGUUUCAACAUUUAUAAUUACAGCAAUGUCUUUUGACCGUUGGGUUGCUGUCUGCCAUCCUUAUAAACGAAAAUUUCGUUCAAGAAGAUUUGUUCUUUGCACUAUUUUUGCUCUUUGGUUAAUUGCUUUUCUUCUUCUUUUGCCAAUGCUUACAUAUGCUAGGGCUAAUGAAAUUCUUUUGCACCAACUUCGGCAACCAGAUCCAGUAUUAGGCAUUACAAAUAUUACUCGAGUACGUGUUUAUAAAUGUUCUGAUAUGUUACCUCCACUAGUUUUUUAUUGGUUUACUUCCUCAACAUUUUUCUUGGGUUAUUUAGUUCCCCUUAUUUUGAUUGUUUACUUCAAUUAUUGUUUAAUUCGUAAAUUAUAUAAACACACAAAACAAUUAAGAAGUGGAAUACCUUUACGGAGAAUAACUAUUUACACUAUUUUAAUUGCUGCUUUAUAUUUCCUUUGUUGGACACCUUAUUGGUGUUCUGUACUUUAUGCUAUUUGGAUGUCUAUAUUUACUGUUGAUAAACCAACAUCAGAAUUAAUUCUUUUUAUUAUUUAUUGUGUUCAUUUACUCCCUUAUUUGGGGUCUGCUUCGAAUUGGAUACUUUAUGGCCUUUUAAACACACAAUUACAAAGAAGACAACACGAACCUUCAACAUCAAUAACUACAGCAAUACAUACAAAUAUACCCCCAGAUGAAGCUAAUAGUUUAUUUAAUGAAAAUGAUACUCAUCAAAAUAGCAAUUUAAUUAAUUGUUGGAAGCAUUCGGGUAUUCCAAAUGGGCAUUCAAAUAUAGCUAAAGCAAUGGGACGUAAAUCUAAAAGACAAACAUCUUCUGCUGACAGUAAAGAAGAUUUAUUGUUGUUAGAUACUAACAAGCCUUCAAAACGAAAAUCAAUUUCCCUUUGUAAUAAUGAAAAUAAUAAAAUAAUUAAUGGAAAUGAUUUUAUCUCAAAUAAAAAUAAUUUACAACAACAAUCAUUUAUUUCUUCACCUUCUUAUUCUUCAGAAUUAGAACAAACACCUAAUGAAGAAGAAGGGGAUCAACAACUUUAA
This is a messenger RNA of Meloidogyne enterolobii, 1493 nucleotides long. The record is from the annotation of a GenBank genome assembly. Lineage: Eukaryota; Metazoa; Nematoda; Chromadorea; Rhabditida; Meloidogynidae.